CAAAUUGCCCAAGUUGAAAACACUACGCCAUUAACAAAGUGCUGUUAGUGUAAAGGUCACCGAAAACUAAAUAAUUUUCAUUAUAAUUAUAUAAUUGAUCUAUAAACUCAUAUCUCAUAUUGCAGAAGGAGGACUUAUCUUUAUUGUAUUUACAGAAUAAUAUCGACACCACAAUGUGAUGAUUUAGAAAAUCUCCGUAAAAUGACCAUGGUAUGUGAAAGAAGUUUCGAAUUCACUUCUUCGGAUUUUACGAAAACUUGAUUCUUUAUUCUAUACAUGGAUGAGUUCCAUCCAUUCAUCGAGGCCCUCCUGCCCCAUGUGAAGGCAUUCUCCUACACGUGGUUCAACCUGCAGGCAGCCAAGCGGAAACACUUCAAGAAACAUGAGAAACGCAUGUCUAUGGAGGAGGAGCGCAGGGUCAAGGAAGAAUUACAGAAUGAAAAACCGGAAAUCAAACAGAAAUGGGCUUCAAGACUCCUAGCAAAACUUCGGAAGGAUAUAACGCAGGAAUGUCGCGAGGAUUUUGUAUUGAGUAUAUCUGGAAAGAGACCGCCGUCAUGUGUGUUAAGUAAUCCCGAUCAAAAGGGCAAAAUGCGACGAAUAGACUGUCUGCGGCAGGCGGACAAAGUCUGGAGACUGGAUUUAGUCAUGGUGAUACUGUUUAAAGCAAUUCCGUUAGAAAGUACUGACGGAGAGCGGUUAGAAAAGUCACCGGAUUGUAUACACCCGAACUUGUGUGUGAAUCCACACCAUAUAUCAGUGUCAGUGCGAGAGCUGGAUCUAUACCUUGCCAACUUUAUUCAUAGUUAUGUUCCUGACCCCCGAGAUCCGCGGGCCGAGUACCAAGAGAUCCCCAUGAAUCACCAUGAUCAGGAUAUUAAAGUGCCAGGCAACAUUCAUUCGGGAGUUUCUGGCAAUGACAGUAUUAUGGCCACAGGGGUUUUCAGUGCUCGGGAAUUAAUGCGCGUCACGAGACACUCAUUUGCGACUGAAUUUGAAGAUGUCGACGACAAUAGUCCCAAUGCUUCCAUAAUGAUGCCUCACAAUGGUACACACCCGAUGUUGCCCCCGCCCAAGAUUGACAGCCCCAGCUACUACCAGUACAGUCCCCACCCUCAGGAUCACAGCCAGCACAUGGCCGCCAUGGCCUCUCACCACGGCAUGCCCAACGGUCAGGCUCAGCUUAGCCCCUCAGGUAAUCCUCACAAGCGACUGAAGCGGUCGACGAUGAGCUCAAUCUCUAGUGCGGAUGAGGACCAGGAGAGCAUUGGGGACGACACAGAGCAGAUGUCCAGCUACUACAAGGCAUCCGGCGGGAUGGGCGGGCACACAUCGGCAUGGCAACAAGACCCUAAUAUGGACCCAGGUGCCCCAUCAUCCUCCUCAUCUUCGGGAUUGCAUUCCCCUCGCGUUUUACACUCCCUCCAAUCAACGGCCUCAGAGCGCAAGGGGUUCACUCCCGUGACACCUCGGCCCGAGCAUGCAGCAACGCCUCCUCGAGUCCUGGGCGGUUAUGUACGGCCGCAUGAACUCGGGAGAGAGCCUUCACGAAACUUAAAUCCAUCCAAUCAGGCUGAUGUGACAGAAAUCUCAGACAGCGACGAGGACAGACCGUCUCCACGGCAACGAUCGCACGACCGACCCGCGAUCUCCGUCGGCAACGCUAGCUUUCACCCGAUUCUCACCACUCUAGUUGGCAUGCAGCCAAUGGCGCUGAACUCAAGUCAUGGCCACGGAGUGCUCAAGUACUCGGACCAGGGUGGCCAUGGUCACAGUGGCGACACAUUUCAGGACUUUGUCUCUCUCGUUUGCCAGGAAGCACCAAACCCUCAAGGCCAGUCAAACCCAUCAUCCCCGCCUGGUAAGGGGUCGGGCAAGAUGACCUACUACACCCCGGGGAUGCCCCCACCCCCUCCGCCCCCCACCCUUGCGCGACCAGUGGCGUUACUCCGCACCUCAGAUGGCUCUGUGAUCAGUAGCAACAACACUUCCAUGUCGAGUUCUACAAUGAGCAUCUCCAACAGCCAGGUGAACGUAAGCAACUCCCCCGGGACCCCGCCGGCCAACCGGUCCAUCAUGUCUAGUCCAUUUGCCAUGCUGAACCGGCCAGAACACGGCUUUGCACAUAUCCAUCCACAGGGGCAUCAGUUGUUUUACCCGAACAUCAGUCCAGUGAACGCGUUCAGUGGGGUGAUCAGCCCGACAACGUUGAGCCUCAUAUCGUCGCCUGUAGCAACGCCGCGCACGACACCCCGGUCCACACCCAUCCCUCGCUGGGCCAACCCAUUUGGAAUACCUCUCGAUGACAACAUGGACUACAACAACAUGAUCGCCACCAUGAUGCAUGUGAAUCCCGACGAGCCCCUGAUGAACGAAGACCGCAUUUUCCCGGUGCUGCACAACUCCGACAACGGGAUGGAACCGUCCGGCUCUGGUAACGGAACCAACAAUGGGGGUGGGGCCUCUGGCCCCUCCCACGUGCCUGCCAAUCACCAGGGCUCCCCCACUCCUGGCCCGCCUCCUGCUUCAAAACAGGCAUCUCAGUCAGCCCAGCAGGCCACGUGACAAUCACUGUAGCCUGAGGAAAACACUCGUGUCACCUUUUGGAACUCUGUCACUCUUGGAAAACACUUGUUCACCUUUUGGAACUCUUGUCACCUUUUGGAAAACACUCUGUAAUUUUUGAAGCUUGUUAAGUUAUCUGGCAAGGAAUAUAUUUGAACAAAAUUUUGGGGAAAAUGGUCUUAAUGCAUUUUCUUUAAGUGUGGUCCCUGAUUUAAGUGCGAUCCCUGAUUGGCCUGUGCAGUCCCUAGGGACGUCUUCCGCUUUCAUGAUAUUUUUAUUCAAAAUAAUGUCUCUUGUAAACAAAAAUCCAGUGUAGGCAGAAAGUAUUGUCCAUUUUAGAACUGUGAGGACUGCACAGGCUAUUCUGGGAAGACACUUUAUGCACUUGCAUUAAGCCCUGUGUUCCCACAGCGAGACUCAUUUAUGUUUAAAAAAUGUCAUAGAGCUUGUUUUGUUUACCUAUAAGAAAUAUGUUUGUAUACAAGUAAUGAAUAUUUAUUUCUUGACACACAUUGUUUUAUCCAAAUUUUACAUACUUGCGUGUUACAAAGUGACAAGCUAGCCAAGUAGCUUUAAUAUCAAAUGACAAAACAAAUACUUUGCUUGAUUUUCCGUAGAAAAGAAAAGAAUUGAUCUUCAUAUAUUUUUUUCCCACAAGCCAGCGUUCAAUAAAGGCAAUUAUAUCAAAGCGAAUGAACAGACAAGGUACAUGGUACAGCAAUAGUAUGAAAUCUAACUGUUUUAACAUUUUUUAUUUCGUAAUUAAAUGCCAGUAUUUAAAAAAAUAAGCAAUUUUGUUGGAGGGCUGUUGGCCGGAGAAAGCAUGACUGAGGACACUGUUGUCAGUCUAUGUUGUUUAGUAUGUUGUUGCUAUUUUGUUUGUUACCUGUGCAGGGCUGGGUUAUAUUGUAAACAUGAGAUUGCACACUCGAUGUGCGGCCAGCUGUGAUACAAUUUUUUGUUAAUAUUAUUUUAUUUUAUUAUAGUUUUCUCAGUAAAGUCAUGCUGAUGUUAUUGCGUUUCACUUAAUGAUGCUUGAUUUUUAUUAAGUAUUUUUGUUUGUGUUUUGUUUUUUUCGAGCAAGUGACUGGGACAGAGAGUGGUUUUUUUGUAUUGUUUUUAAAUAUAAUUGCUAGAAUCACAUGAAUUUCUGAACAAGAUCAGAUGUUCGUGCUUUCAUAAAUAUCUCGCUUAAGACCACAUCAAAUUACUUUUCUUAAGAGUUCAGAUAUGUAUGUCCAUAAUUUGAAAAACAACUUGUCACAAAUUCGAGUUAACCUGUUCACAUGUUAAAGUGAAAAGUCAUGCAUGUAUCAAGAUUUUGUUUGUAUUCAGAUGUUUUCUUAAUUUCAUCACAAAGGCAGAUUAUUAAAAAUUGUAAUUUUCACAAGGCACCCUUAAAGCCUGAGAAUCCCUGUACAUUUUACAACCUUUUGCAGUGUUCUUUGAGCACGAAUACUGUAAAAUCAUUUAUAUUUGUCAUCAUCAAAUUUCGUGGUUUUUCACAUAUAUAUAUUUGUUAUAUGUAAAUUUAUGGAUUUCUGGUAAUAUAAAAAAAAACAGCAGAGACAUUUGCGUCAGUCAUUUUUCGAUGUGUUUGUGUUAACUCUUUCAGUGCUGGAACUGAAUUUUGAAGGCCUUUGCAAACAGUUAGGAUCCAGUCGAGACGCCACAGAACAUGGCGUCUCAUCAGGAUCCAAACCGUUUGCUAUUCUGAUAGUAUUCUUUGAAAAAAAAUGAAGAAAAUGCUGAUUUUAGAAAUUCAGCGAACGACAUUUUAGCAGACAACAAAUUUCCCAGUAUGCAAAGGGUUAAAUUAUUGGAUUGAUAAACCCACAAAUUUUAAUGAAAACUAAUGUCCCACAAAAACUAAUGUCCCACAAAUAAUAAUGAGUUUACAGUAUAUUAGAUUGAAACUUCUUCAUGGAUGUUGUAGAUGAAUCUACCUCAUUACUUUACCAACAAAGUGUCACUUUCGUGGAUCAAAUAGUACAAACAUUUUCUUAAUUGAUUUGCCUCUAUCCACUGACUCACUCAUUUACUUUUGAAACAGUAAGGAAAUGUAUUAUGGAUCAUUGUUUUAUGUACAUUAAUUGGACAUAAAUGACAUCUCCAUUUUCCAAUAUGUAAAUUUUGUCCUACCUAAGAUAUAAUAAUAUGAUGACUCUAAUAUUAAGAGUUAAUGUUUUUGUUACUAAUACUUUUUAUGUUGAGUCGAUUAUGCACAUUUUAACGACCUUAUAAUGUAGUUUCUUCAAGGUGUAUUUUUGAAGUGAGUAAAGAAAUUUGUAGCGAUUAGUAAAUAGCGUUGUUUGACCGCAAGCAUGUGUAAAUGUAGAACUCAUUGCUGAAAAAAAUAAUGAAAGUAUAAACAGUAAAUACACAGUGAUGAUAAAAUAUUUAACUGUUAUACCUUUCUGCAAUUUUGAUUGCAGUGUAUCGCAGUUUUUCGCGAAUUAUAAUUUUUGUAUUGUUUUUAAAAUGCCCAUGAGUGCCAAAUCAUUUUGCUUUAAUUAUAGUUCUAUUUUUCAUGUGUUUGUAUUUGUCUUGAUUGUUUAUCAGACUUAAAAAUAGGUAUCUGACGAAAAUCUCCUUUAAUGUUAUUUGAGAUUUUUGAUGAAACAUUGUAGAUAUUAGUCACAAGAAGUAGCCUGUGAGUGUAAGUUUAUGAUUAAUUUCUAUUCCAUUAUUUAUGACAAUAGAUAUUGCAAACACUGUUACAAAUAAUGGAUAUUAAUAAGUCCCUUUUAAAAAUUAGCCAGGUUUUGCAAAAAUGGGUAUUAUGCCUUCCAGCCUGAGAAUCCAUGAAGUUUGCUCAGGAUGUUAUGACCAGGCAUGUCUUGAGCUAUGCUUGACAAUGACAUAAGACCCAUAUUUGCAUGAUGUGGGUUAAAUAAUGUAUAUGCUUCAUACGUAGGCAAUUUUAAUGGAUUGAUUGUGUAAAAACAAAGAGCUGUGUUAUAUCAAUGUAGAACCCGAAUAAACUUACAUAGGUGUUAAAAGCCAACAUUAAUUUUCCAUUAAAGAAUAAUAUUUCUUGAUCUAUGUUUGGUUUAGCCAUCCGAGAAAUAUAGGCCACUAAAUGCGGCUGUCCAGUAGAAAUUGUUUAAUAGUUUUAUAUUGAAUUCUGGGUUCAUAAACCAGUUAAUAAAAAAAUGUAUUUUAUUUUUGAAGUUGUCUAAGUACGUAUAGUAGCCAAUGGUAAGAAUGAUCCGAUAUUGGGAUAAAUUUGAUUGUAGUAAAUAACAUAGUUAUUGUUUCGAAAUUAAAUAUGCUUUGUUAUGAUAGGAGACCAUGAUGUAACUAACACAUAUCCAUUGAUCAUUUCAAAAUUGUUGUUGCGAUUUGUUGUAGCGUUACUCGUGCGUUUCGGAGUUUUGUUUUCAACUUAUAUACUGUUGGUGGAUUUUAUUUAAUUGCCCUGUAAAUAGCUUGUUAACUUUAAUGUAAAAUAAUGUAAAACAUGUAAAUAGUGUAUAUACGUACUAUGUUUGCAUACAUAGCAAUUAAUUUAUUAUUGACAGUGUUGUAACAGAUGAUUUGUUUUUAUAUAUCUUAUCAGAGUCUGAUGAAAGUUUGUUGCCAUGGAAAUCAGUUGAUUAUUGUUUCUAUGGUAACAGAAAUUUUGGAAGGUUUAUUAUCAAAAAAAGAAGCUGUGAUGGAAUAUUGAAAUUGACUUGUUUUUCUUUUGUUGUUUUUUAAUUCUGAAAAAAGUUUUAUGUCUGUAUAAAUUUCCUCUCUGUACUCUCGAAUCUGUGUAAAAAGAGGUUUAUGUAUCAUGUGACUUUCUCUUUGAACCAUUUAAGCUAUUAUGAAUUGUCACUUCCUUAAUUUAUGGUUAAAUAAUUUGAUUGCAUAGCAUUUUUUUUUAAUCAUUUCAGUCAAAGUUUUUAAACGUAUUAGUGUUUGAAAAAAAAAAUACUGUAAAAUUUUUACUAAAAAGGUUUUGCAAGUGGCUUUUCAAUCAACUUCAAAAAGGAAAGAAAUAAUCAGAAAUCUUAUGGUCUUUUCUAUUUUACCUACUGGUAACUGUGAAUAAUCCAAAAAUGAAUCUUAAAACAUCCUGGUUCAGUAACAGUUCGGUCAUUUUGAAUGACGCCACUAGCAGACCAUGAUUUAGAGACUCUAUAAUAUAUGCUGAUGUAAUGGCUGUUAAGUACUUAAACAAAACUGGUCAAAACUCUCUUGGCAAAUUUGUAUCUCAGAAUUUUGCGAGCUUUAAAUUCAAAGUUCAUGUUAGCACAUUAAUGAAAUAAAAAUAAAAAUAUCUGUUUUGGUUGUGGUCUUUAGAAAAUAUAUCUUUGAUCCAAAUAUAAGUCGCACCACCUGUUGUUAGCCUCAUGGUCGCACUUCUGUCAUCUGUCUUCACUACUUACUGUGCAUUUCUUCUCUGUGAAUCAUAGCAGAUAAAUAUGAGCUGUGCUCUGUGAAAAAUGGGGUUCAACCCUUUGCAUGCUGGGAAAUUUUUCGUCUGCUAAAAUGUUGUCUGCUAAAUUUAUAAAAUUAGCAUAUUCUUUGAUUUUUUUUUCAAAGAAUACUAUCAGAAUAGCAAACAGUUUGGAUCCUGAUGAGACGCCACGUUUUGUGGCGUCUCAUCUGGAUCCAAACUGUUUGCACAGGCCUUCAAAAUUCGGUUCCCGCACUGAAAGGGUUUAUGCAUGUGCGUAAAGUGGCAUCCCAGAUUAGCCUGUGCCCUCUGCAAAGGCUCAUCAGGAACGAUACUUUCUGCAUAGACUUGAGUUUCGUUAAGAAGAGACUUUCUCUUAAGGAAACAUUCUAUAACAGCGGAAACUGUCGUCCUAAUCUGAGACGACACUUAACGCAGGUGCAUUUAGCCCCGUUUUCUCAGAGCAAGUCUUGUAUAUUAGUAUUGCAUUUGAAACCAAAACAUUACAAAUUGUUGCCUUACUAUUGUCACGGUCUUUCAGUAUUAUGCAGCCAUCAGCUAUUGAUUUGUAUGUUAUGCAGUGUUAUUUUGCUGAUUCAGCAUAGUUGUUGUUUAAUCAAUCAUUAUUUACAGCUCGAGCUUUGAAUUUUUUCUCGUGAAAAGUUUUUAACACAUUUUUUCUUGUUAAGGAUGCUUCAAAAUACACACUUUAGUGAAAGUAUAUUGAAAGAAUAUAGAUUAAUCUGAAAACCAUGAAUUCCUUCUUUCCUCAUGGAGGUAUUUCAAUAGUUUUUUUAACUCGCAAUAAAAUUAUGGACUUAAUGGGAUUUCUCUAUUUAUUUUUUUCUAAAAACUAAUAGAAAUAGAAAACUUAUUGUAGUUUGGCUGCAGAGCACAUGUAUUAUGAUUUACUUUUUCCUGUCUCUCUUCCUUUUUUUGUCCGAAAACGGAGCGCCAGAUGAAAUAAACUAGUGUAUGCAGUAUUAUUUAAUAGAUUUCUGCCGAAUCUUUGACUUUGAAAUAUAAGCAAUAAUAUCAUUGACAAAAACAGAUGUAAAUAUGCAAAAUGGAAAAAUACCCAAAAGAUGCCUCUAUGCAAAAUGUUAUAGUAACAUUUUUGUCAUUAUGUAAAUACAUUCACCAGUUUGUGUAGUGAUAUUUUAUACUGUGUAAAUUCAAGUACAUUAUAUAAACUGUUUGUAAUAACAAUAUAUUGGUUUAGACUCCAGAAGAGGUACAACUGAACAGUGUAACAACUAAAAUACAUUAAUAUUCACUAAUAUCACUCGGAAUAACAAUUUCUUUAAUAACUUGUCUUUUGUCUUUUCAACAAUAUUUGCCAUAAUUAGAUAAAUAUGAUAAAUGGUUAACCCUUUCUUGCUCGGGAGCAUAGUACAAAUGGUUAAAUACAACCAUCAUAAAAGCAGAAGUAACUGAGAGUAACUGGCAGUCUGUUCAGAUUUUAAUGCUGUUUGUUGUUCAUCAAUAUCGUUAUGAAGGAAAUGAAGGUUUUAAAACGUGAAUAUAGUACAAAUGGUUUCUAAAUUUAUUUGAUUUUCUAAGGGACUUGAUCAAAAGCAAAAGUUGAACUCUGCUUCUUAUUUUCACUAUUUAAGUUUUAAAUUAAUGCAUUAUUGCCAAAUCACUUGUUAAAACCCCACUAACUGACACAAUUUUAUGAUAAGAGAAACUUUUACUACUUUUUAUACGCCCGUAUAAAAUACGGGACGUAUUAUGUGAAACCCCUUGGCGGGCGGCGGGCGGCGGGCGGAAGGCAUCACUUUGUCCGGACUCUAAUUCAAAUUGUAUUCAUCCGAUCUUCACCAAACUUGGUCAGCAGUUGCAUCUAGUUGAUAUCUAGGCCAAGUUCGAAUAUGGGUCAUGCCGGGUCAAAAACUAGGUCAUAGGGUCAAUAAGUGCAUUUUCAAAGGGGCCACUUUGUCCGGACUCUAUUUCAAAUUGUAUUCAUCCGAUCUUCACCAAACUUGGUCAGCAGUUGCAUCUAGUUGAUAUCUAGGCCAAGUUCGAAUAUGGGUCAUGCCGGGUCAAAAACUAGGUCAUAGGGUCAAUAAGUGCAUUUUCAAAGGGGCCACUUUGUCCGGACUCUAUUUCAAAUUGUAUUCAUCCGAUCUUCACCAAACUUGGUCAGCAGUUGCAUCUAGUUGAUAUAUAGGCCAAGUUCGAAUAUGGGUCAUGCCGGGUCAAAAACUAGGUCAUAGGGUCAAUUAGUGCAUUUUCAACGGCGCCACUUUGUCCGGACUCUAAUUCAAAUUGUAUUCAUCCGAUCUUCACCAAAUUUGGUCAGAAGUUGUGUCUAGAUGAUAUGUAGGUCAAGUUCAAAUAUGGGUCAUGCCGUGUCAAAAACUAGGUCACGAGGUUACUUAGUGCAUUUCAAGCAUUUAGCAUGGUGUCCGCUCUCUAAUUGAAGUAGUUUUCAUCUGAUCUUCACCUAAUUUGGUCAGAAGUUGUGUCUAGAUGAUAUGUAGGUCAAGUUCGAACAUGGGUCAUGCCGGGUCAAAAACGAGGUCACAUAGUGCAUUUCAAGCAUUAAGCAUGUUGUCCGCUCUUUAAUUGAAGUAGUUUUCAUCUGAUCUUCACCAAAUUUAGUCAGAUGUUACAUCUAAGUGAUAUCUAGGUCAAGUUCAAAUAUGGGUCAUGCCGGGUCAAUAACUAGGUCUUGAGAACACUUUCAAGCAUUGAGCAUGGUGUCCAAAACCUUCGAACGGGCGUAUCUUGUGACAGUUUGGCACUCUUGUUUUACUAUAAUGUUACCUACAUUCACAAAAAAUCAAUCUAUCCACUUCUUAGUGUGUUUUUUUCAGACACGAAUCAAUGAAAAGAAAGACCAUAUAAACGUUUAUGCUGAAUGAGACUGUAUCUUCAAAUUCUAAGUAUUGCUCUUUUUUUCUGUCUAUCUUAUGUGCCAAAGUUAUUGAGUGCUUUGUUGUUGGAAUCUUUGUAAGAGUUGCCUUGUUGUUUAUUACAGAGUUGUAUGUGUAACAGUAAGGUCUCUUUGGGAAUUGCUGUUGGUAGACAUAUACAGUCAUACUUUACACAGAUCUAUAAUCUUGUAGUAAUAGGGCCCGUACAGCGUUUCAGCUUACCUAUAUUAUACCAGAUUAAAAAAAUAUAUUUUCACAGCAGCAUUCUGUCUCAAAGAAAGUAAUGCCCUGGAUAUGCAAAUAAGGAGAACUUAACUGAAAUUACAGUCAACUGUUAUCAUGACCAGGAUGGAUGGAUAAUGUAUUAAGGUCAUACAUAGAAACUAAACUGAAAAUGAACAAUAAACGCAACUCUUAGUGCGUCUCAAACUCUUGUGAGACAAGCUUUUAUUGAAGGUUGCACUGUGAAAUGUCAAGCUGAUCAGCUUUUGAAUACCCGGUAGAGUGCAUGUUACUGUUACACAGAGAGAAAAGAAACAAUACACGUUUGUGUGACAGGAUUGAUUUUGAAUCUCAAGAAAUCCACAGUUGACCAAACAUUUUAGUAUAUUGUAGAGACUUUGUAAUUUGCCUUUAAUUAUUGUAUGAUGACUAGCUUUUAUGCACAAAAAGCUAUGACAACAUCAAAAUUUCUGAAAUUCAUGUGUGAAGUUAACUUUUCAUGUGUUAAUUUACUACGUAUUUACCAACAUUCUUAUGUCAGUGUCCACUUGGUGCACUGUUAAAAUGCACUGUUCCAAAUGUGUGUACUUUUAAAAAAUAUUUCUAACUUUCUUUCUUGAAUUUUUCUUCUCAGUAAUUUUACACUGUUAAUGUACUCUUACACAUGUCACUCUAUAGAUUAUUUGUCCACUUUCAGUUUACAUCAGUUGAAACAAAUUAUAUUGGACACCUUGUUCUGAUUAAUUAUGAGUAAAAGCUAUGGUCGAGUUUACAUGUAUGUCAUACUAUCACCUAUUUAAGCAAUCGUUUGACAUGAAGGCUUUUCUUUAAGAACGCUUCUAGAAAAAAAGACGAAAAUGAAAAAAAGCUAUUUUUAGGGCUGAGGGGGAUUCUGUUUAAUGUUUGUUAUUUUCUAUAUAAGAUUAAAAAACUUAACUCUCGGCUCUGCAUAUGUAGCUUGCGAACUGUUUAUAUUCAUUUGACCAUAUUGCCUACUUUGAAACACAGUAUUACAGUUGUGGUAGAAGGUGUAAUAGAGCUAUGCAGUUUUUGUGGUUUAGUCUGGUAUUGUUGAAUGGGUUAUUUCUUGAUAACACAGUUUGAUAAUGAUUGUGAACUUUUUGUUAAUGCAAGUCUAAAUAUUGUAUGACAUUUUUGUUUUGUUUUAAGCACUGGUUAUUUAUUUUUUAGCCAUUUGUAUUUAUCUUAAUAUUUUGACUGAAUAAAGUUAUGGAGUAAAACGA
This is a messenger RNA of Dreissena polymorpha, 11300 nucleotides long. Its product is annotated as nuclear factor 1 A-type-like. NCBI's taxonomy places the organism in Eukaryota, Metazoa, Mollusca, Bivalvia, Myida, Dreissenidae. The transcript has 15 exons. Gene Ontology annotation, molecular function: RNA polymerase II cis-regulatory region sequence-specific DNA binding; DNA-binding transcription factor activity, RNA polymerase II-specific. Gene Ontology annotation, cellular component: nucleus. Bases 277 to 2565 code for a protein of 762 amino acids. Gene Ontology annotation, biological process: regulation of transcription by RNA polymerase II. The record is from RefSeq and is a predicted model, not a curated record.